ACCUGUUUGUUUACGGUUCAUUGCAGGACCUAGUUGCUUCUGGUAGCUCAUGUUAGUGGGGAAUGAUUAAUAAUGUCUCGUAAAAACACGCUUUGUCAGUUUUACAGUAAUACGCAACAGCCCUGCUAAGGUGACUUCUCUCAAGGCGGAAACAAAGCGGAAGGAGAAUCCCGAGAGUAUCGUGACCCAGCGUUGGAAAUAACAGACCAUGAGGUUUGUUUUCGAGUAUAAAACAAGUAGUCAGUCAGCUGGGUUUAUUUACUUCACGCCUUUACGGCCCCCAGACGUCUUCUUGGUUGCUGUUAUCGGGACGGAUUAAAACUGCGGACGUCGACGUGAGAACUAGAAGAGCUCGCGACCGUGAUUUGGGGGUACUACUACCAGUUGCCGUGGAAACUGCGCACCCAUUCUCUGCUUAUGGUUUCAAUGGACUGGGUCAUUGUUGUAGUUCUUGUUGUAGUUCUGCAAGUUUUCCUGCAGCCAUCUCUCGCAGACUUGUUUACAGUGAAGGUAGAGCGAACUACAUAUUCGUCGGAGUAUGGAGGAAAUGUUGUGAUGGGCUGCAAGUUUUCUUCCGAACCAGCAAAAACUCAUCGUGACCUGAAAGUUAUCUGGCACUUGAUGGUCACUAAUCAACAUCAGGAAGUGAUACGAAUAGAAAACAACUUGGAGGACAUUGCAUCUCCAAAGUACCAGGGUCGAGUGAAGCUUCUCACUGAUGAGCUGAAAAAUGGCUGGGCAAAGUUACAGAUAUCAGAUCUCAAGAUUAGUGACUCUGGGACAUAUCAAUGUUUGGUUCAAACAGCAGAAGGGAAUGAUUAUAAAACUAUAACUUUGUCAGUUCGAGCACCAUAUAACUCAGUCUCAAAAAAGAUUGAGAGGACAGCAGAGGGGGAUAAGGUGGUGUUAACCUGCAAGUCUGAGGGAUACCCUCAGUCUCCUGUUGUGUGGCACGAUGGGCACCUGCAGAGGCACAGUCCUAACACCACAGCUACAACAACGCCAGACAGUCUUUUUAGAGUCACCAGUCAGAUAGAAGUCAGCUCUUCAGAGAAAAACAACUACACAUGUAACUUUACAAAAGAUGGCUACUCUGCAACGUUUCACAUUCCAGAUGAUAUACGCCAUCCUCCUGGGAAAAACGAUGCCCUCAUUACUGUGUUGUGUUUAGGAUUAAUAUUGACUGCCAUUGGUCUUGGAGUGGUCACUUACAGACGUCGCAAAGGUCCCAGAGCUCCCAGAACCAGGAUUUGCCUGGUUGAUGAUGGGGAGAAGUCCAUGUCUGCAACUCCCUGUCUACACAGAGAUAAAGGAAGUGGUCUUGAAGACACAGUUAUUACUGAAGUGGAAAACCUGAGGUCGCAUCUGAAAGCCUAUUAUAACGAAUUCUCCCUCACUACAAAGACAAGACACCACUGUGAUAGUUUUGCUGCGGAGGAGCUGCCUCUCAGGCUGCAAAACAAUGAGGGCCUGCCUGUGAGACUCCAAGGUCUACUUCCGAACGCUGGUGAAAUUCUGUUACUUGAGGGACCCCCAAGAAGUGGGAAAACAACCGUAGCCAAUAUCCUGCUCUCAUCUUGGACCGAUGCUGCUUCGAAGUUCUUUGACGCCAGCAUUUUGGAUCUUUUCAUGUAUGUCAACUGCAGCACGGUGAAGGCUGACUUGUUCCAGGAUGCAACAUCUCAGCUCUCUCUCAGUGAAAAGAUAUCAGCAGAGGAGCUGAGGACUGUUCUGUCCCAGUCCAACAAGACUCUACUGCUAUUGGAUGGAUAUAAAGAAGGGAACCACUGUUUUGAUGAGACUUUGAGGAGGUUUCUAAGUGAAAGAGAAGCUUGUAGAAUUUUGGUCACAUCCUGUCUGGGUGAUUGUCCUGUGCUGAAGCAAACUCUGAAGACAGAAGGGACACUGAAGCUUCAAAUACAAUCUGCAAAGUACUGAGGACACAAUGGUGAUGAACAAUAAACACAUUAAGCCAGUGUCACUGUUUUUAAGCAGUACUGGUAUGUAUAGUAUUUUGAAAGCCUAAAUAGGCUGCAAAUAUAUAGCAAUAUAUAUAUAUAUAUAUAUAUAUAUAUAAUUGAUUUUGUAUUUUUAUCAUUUGUCCUUGGCUGUUUGAUUAAAUAACAUUAAAUUUCACAAAGCUGA
Molecule: messenger RNA, 2145 nt
Organism: Girardinichthys multiradiatus
Lineage: Eukaryota; Metazoa; Chordata; Actinopteri; Cyprinodontiformes; Goodeidae
Product: programmed cell death 1 ligand 1-like
Exons: 10
Coding region: 418-1938 (506 amino acids)
Biological process (GO): immune response; negative regulation of T cell proliferation; T cell costimulation
Cellular component (GO): external side of plasma membrane
Source: RefSeq, a predicted model, not a curated record